CCGGGCGCGCAGUCCGGGCCGGAGCGUCUCGGCUGUAGCUGCGGCCGUUAUCGUCGCCUGGUGCUGCGGUGGCUCCCGGGGUUGGGAGAAGGCAGCGGCGGCCCGUCGUCAGUGGCCGCUAGAGCCGGCCUGCAAGGGGACAGGGGCGUCAGGACGGCGGCUGCUGCUGGACUGCUCCUUCGCGACUGCAGUCCGGUGCUGCAGGGUCCGGGCUGCCCCGGGGCGGCGGCCGAUUGGGAUGGCAAGAUAGCGGCGCGGGAGCGGCGGCGGAGCAGCCGUUUACAUGGGAGCGAACAAUUCAGAUGCUUUUCUUGUAUGUGAUGUUUUGGGCCUUUGGGCCUGUGGCUGACCUGUGACCUGUGACCUGUGCCAUGCUCAGGACUGACUAAAUAGCAGGGCCAAUGGGCACUUACUCAUGGUGGAGGCAGCCAUCUUGGACGGUGGACAAUAAAAGAUCGAGGAUGACUCCAAACCUGCCCUGGCUCCUGUCGGCUCUGACUCUUCUGCAUCUGAUGAUACACGUACAUGGUCUGAAGAGAGGAGUACAAGAUUUGAAAUGCACAACCAGCAACAUUCGAGUGUGGGCCUGCUCAUGGUCAGCCCCCCUCGGGGUCAGCCCUGGAACUGUUAAAGACAUUUGCAUUAAAGACAGGUUCCAUUCUUGUCACCGAUUAGAGACAACAAACGUUAAAAUUCCAGCUCUUUCACCAGGUGAUCACGAAGUCACCAUCAAUUAUCUAAAUGGCUUCCAGAGUAAAUUCACACUGAAUGAAAAAGACGUUUCUUUAGUUCCAGAUACUCCUGAGAUCUUGGAUUUGUCUGCGGACUACUUCACCUCCUCGUUAGAACUGAAGUGGAAUGACAGAGGGUCUGCUCUGCCUUACCCCUCCAAUGCCACCUGGGAGGUUAAGGUCCUACAGAAUCCGAGGAGGGAGCCCGUAGCACUAGUGUCACUCAACACAGUGCUGAAUGGUAAAGAUACAGUUCACCGCUGGAACUGGACCUCAGACCUGCCCUUGCAGUGCGCCACGCACUCCGUGAGCAUCAGAUGGCACGUUGACUAUCCUCACUUCUCCGGUUAUAAGGAGUGGAGCGACUGGAGCCCGCUGAAGAACAUUUCCUGGAUUCGUAAUACUGAGACUAAUGUUUUCCCUCAAGACAAAGUGGUCCUUGCAGGCUCAAACAUGACGAUUUGUUGUAUGAGUCCAACGAAAGUGCUCUCAGGACAGAUUGGCAAUACGUUCCGUCCUCUCAUCCAUCUUUAUGGGGAAACCGUUGCGAUCCAUAUCCUGAACAUACCUGUUUCUGAAAACAGCGGAACAAACAUCAUUUUUAGCACAGAUGAUGAUGUGUACGGAACGGUCAUCUUUGCAGGCUAUCCACCAGAUGUUCCUCAGAAACUGAGCUGUGAGACACACGACUUAAAAGAGAUUAUAUGUAGUUGGAAUCCAGGAAGGAUAACAGGACUGGUGGGCCCACGAAACACAGAAUACACCUUAUUGGAAAGCAUUUCAGGAAAAUCGGCAGUAUUUUUCAGGUUUGAAGAACUUGCAAAUGAAACCUAUUGGUUAAGCUUGCAAAUGCUUCCUGACCAAGAAAUUCAUAACUUCACCCUGACUGGCCGCAAUCCACUGGGGCAAGCAGAAUCAGCAAUUGUCAUCAACGUAACUGAAAGAGUUGCUCCUCAUGUUCCUAUUUCUCUGAAAGUGAAGGACAUCAAUUCAGCAGUUGUUACACUUUCUUGGUAUUUACCAGGAAACUUCACAAAGAUUAAUCUUUUAUGUCAGAUUGAAAUUUGUAAAGCUAAUGCCAAGAAAGAAGUGCGAAAUGCCACAAUAACAGGAGCGGAGGACUCAACUUACCAUGUUGCUGUGGACAAAUUAAACCCAUAUACUAUAUAUAGUUUCCGGGUUCGGUGUUCUUCCGAGACUUUCUGGAAGUGGAGCAGGUGGAGUAAUGAAAAGCGACAUUUAACGACAGAAGCCACUCCUUCAAAGGGACCAGAUACUUGGAGAGAGUGGAGUUCUGAUGGGAAAAACCUGAUCAUCUACUGGAAGCCUUUACCCAUUAAUGAAGCUAAUGGAAAAAUACUUGCCUACAAUAUAUCAUGUUCGUCAAAUGAGGAGACACAGUCCCUUUCUGAGAUCCUUGACCCUCAACACAGAGCAGAGAUACAGCUUAAUAAAAAUGACUACAUCAUCAGUGUGGUGGCAAGGAAUUCUGCUGGUUCGUCACCGCCUUCAAAAAUAGCUACUAUGGAAAUCCCAAAUGAUGACGUCACAGUAGAGCAAGCAGUUGGGAUAGGAAACAGGAUCUUCCUCACCUGGCAUCACAAUCCCAACAUGACUUGCGACUACGUAAUUAAAUGGUGCAACUCGUCUCGGUCCGAGCCCUGCCUCCUGGACUGGAUAAAAGUUCCCUCGAACAGCACUGAGACUGUCAUAGAAUCUGAUCAAUUUCAGCCAGGAGUAAGAUACAACUUCUACCUCUAUGGGUGCACUAACCAGGGAUACCAACUGUUACGUUCUAUAAUUGGAUAUAUAGAAGAAUUGGCUCCAGUAGUUGCACCAAAUUUUACCGUGGAAGAUACGUCUGCAGACUCGAUAUUAGUAAAAUGGGAUGAUAUCCCCGUGGAAGAGCUCCGAGGCUUCUUAAGAGGGUAUUUAUUUUACUUUCAGAAAGGAGAGAGAGAUACGCCUAAGACAAGGAUCUUGGAGCCAAAUCAUUCCGACAUCAAGCUAAAGAAUAUCACUGACAUAUCCCAGAAGACGCUAAGGAUUGCUGAUCUUCAGGGUAAAACCAGUUACCAUCUGGUCCUGCGAGCCUAUACCCAUGGUGGUCUGGGCCCAGAGAAGAGCAUGUUUGUGGUGACCAAGGAAAACUCUGUGGGGUUGAUUAUUGCCAUCCUCAUCCCGGUGGCCGUGGCUGUCCUUGUUGGCGUGGUGACAAGCAUCCUUUGCUAUCGGAAGCGAGAAUGGAUUAAGGAAACAUUCUACCCUGAUAUUCCCAAUCCAGAAAACUGUAAGGCGUUACAGUUUCAGAAGAGCGUCUGUGAGGGAAGCAAUGCUAAGACAUUGGAAAUGAAUCCCUGCACCCCGAAUAACGUCGAAGUCCUGGAGUCUCGAUCAAUCGUCCCUAAAAUAGAAGAUACUGAGAUAGUUUCCCCAGUUGCCGAGCGUCCUGGGGAAAGUGCCGCCGAGGCAGACCCCGAGAACCACGUGGUUGUGUCUUACUGCCCACCCAUCAUCGAGGAGGAAAUAACGAACCCUGCCACGGAUGAGGCGGGAGGGGUUUCUCAGGUCGUGUACAUUGAUGUGCAAUCCAUGUAUCAGCCGCAAGCCAAACCGGAGGAAGAGCAGGACAUCGACCCCGUGGUGGUGGCGGGCUAUAAGCCACAGAUGCGCCUGCCCAUUACCUCGGCUGUGGAAGACGCAACGGCGGAAGAUGAAGCGGAUAAGACCGGAGGUUACAGACCUCAGGCCAAUGUAAAUACCUGGAAUUUGGUCUCCCCAGAUUCCCCAAGGUCCACAGACAGCAACAAUGAAGUCGUCACCUUUGGAAGUCCGUGCUCCAUCAAUUCCAGGCAGUUUUUGAUUCCUCCUAAAGAUGAAGACUCUCCUAAGUCUAAUGGAGGAGGCUGGUCCUUUACAAACUUCUUUCAGAACAAACCAAAUGACUAACCGGGUCACCCUUUGUCACUUCAGUCUGCCAUCUCAGUAAGCCCCCACUGCCGCUGUUACGGCAGCAGCUGGGGCAUUUCUGGAGGGACCUUCACUCUGGGCAAGUGACACUGGAGGUGUUAAUGUGCUUUUAAUGUAUCCUAAAAGCCAGAGUGCAGUGACUCAGCCCUCAGCCACAGGAACUCAAGAUUUGAAGCUGUUUUUGAUUGAGCCAAAGAAUCCUCCCGAAGGAUCUCAAGACUAACUAAAACUGUCUAGUGCAUACAUGCUAAACAAAUCUCACAACUGUUUUCUGUUGUUUAUGGUUUUCUCAUCUCUGUAUGGUAUGGAAUUGCAAGUGGAUUUACAGGCAAGGGAGAAAAACGGUCCAAGUCAAAACAAUGUUAAUUUGCCUGACAUUUACUGCGGUCUAGAGGAAAACCAAGCACAGAUUUUUAAAACCUUGAUGAUCUCUCUCUCUCUCUCUCCACGGCAUUUACAACAGCGAAUCUAGUUUUUAAUGUAGCAGCAGCUAUCUGGUGUUCUGUUUGAUAAAGCGUGCCGAUUUCUGUGCCUACUGUAUAAUGGUUAUCAAACAGUUGUCUCAGGGGUACAAACUUGGAAAGGCAAGUGCAACGCUGACGCUGACGAGCCUGAGUCAGCAUCACACCGGCCUGCUUUCACGAGGUGUGAAAACCAUUCUCCUAUCAACGUAGCUCGCACGAUAGCUUCCAUUAGUGCAGUCGAUUGCUCGAAAUGUUGGAAAUCUCUAGGUCUAUACCCAAAUUUUCCCUAUUUGUUUUGUGUUGUAUUAUAGGGUCUGCUUCAUAAGAGCAAAUUCAUUAUUAUUUACAGGUAUAUAGUUGUAAUGAGUUACUGAGUAAGAUGACUACUAAGAAAUAGCCAGUGGUGUGUGCGGACUGCAUCACUGGGACUAGGCCCAGGUCCCCCUAAGAGGAUAGACAGCUGGGAUGAUCUCUGAGGCUUCUGAGUAGCUUUCUCUGCUGCUUGGUAAGACAUGGCUCCUCCUCCCUCAGGAAGUUGGGGGUCCAGAGUCUCAGACCCUGCCUUCAAAUCCGUAAACUUAAACAUAAAGGGAGGUAACUUCCACCUGGAGCGGUUAGUGAUUUUGUAACGGAGGUCAUAAAACUUAUGGAAUCGGUAGGUAGUGACCUGUGUUCUGUCAGCAAAGAAGAGGCAGGUCCUGAACACAGCACCCUCAAUGCACCCUGGCUUCUCCUCAGCAGCGUGUACAGUGAAUGUGAUUCUUAGAAAAAUCACAUUUUUAGGGGUGUCGUGUAUUUGCUCUGCCUUUGGGUUGCCAAAAUACAUGACAGUUUAAAACAGCUGAGGAGUAGACUUUUGUGUCACCUAAAGUCCCCCAAAUUUUCCAGAUAUUGAAUUGUUCUUUCAGCUCAAAUUUCAUCUUUUUUUAAAUUUAAUUUUAUUUUUUUUAUUUUUUGAGACAGGGUCUCCUUAUGCAGCCCUGGCUGUCCUGGAACUCACUAUAUAGAUGAGGCUGGCCUCAGACUCAGAGAUCCACCGGUCUCCCGAGUACAGGUGUGUGGGCCACCAUGCCUGGCCUCUUGUUUUGUCUUCUAAAGAAUUACGUGAGGGAAAAAAUACAGGAUAACAAGGGACAAAAUCAUGAUCCUGUUUUUAACCCUAGGAUUCAACUACAUUUUGGAGCUUCGUGAUAGGAUAUUAUGUGGAAUGAAAUUCAAUUAGUCUUGCAAUUAUAUACCAUAUAAAAGAUAGAUAGUAGUAGCUCUUAGAAAUUUUCAGUACUGAAAAAUACUCCAAACCAGAGCCAUCACCAAAGAGUUUUUGUCUUCCUUGUGCCCUCUUUGGCUCUACCCUUCACCCAGCCACUCUGAGCCCUGGCUGCCUCUUCACCCUUCCCUCUCCCCCUUCCCCUCCCCCAACCACACUCCCUGUUACAUCUUGUUACUGCUAUGUUCUGCUUGCCCUCUGUCUUGUUUCCCAGUGAAGCUUAUCAGUUUCUUUUCUUUCUUUCUUUCUUUUUUUUUUUUUUUUUUUUUUUUUUUUUUUUUUUUGGUUUUUUGAGACAGGGUUUCUCCGUGUAGCCCUAGCUGUCCUGGAACUCACUCUGUAGACCAGGCUGGCCUCGAACUCAGAAAUCUGCCUGCCUCUGCCUCCUAAGUGCUGGGAUUAAAGGCGUGCGCCACCACCGCCCAGCUGCUUAUGUUUCAUAUCCCCAUCCAAUUGGGAUGAGCGUCUGCGAAAGUUAGAGCCUAUCAUUCUGAAGUACAUUAAGCUGGGAGCACAAGGAAAGGUCAGAAGAAAUGGACUCACAAUGUCCAAAGGAAGCCCUUAUGACGUGGGCGUCUAGAGUGUUGGAAGUUUAGAAUGCUGCUCAUCCCGCCCUGCCUCUGAAAUCCGUUCUCAAGGACCACUGAGCUAUGGAGAAGCAGGCUUGCCCUGGAUUAUCGUAGGAGAAUGUGACUAAGGCCAAGGCAGCUUCUUUUGUCUUUUCCCACUGACGUGAAUAUAGCUGCAUCCCUGGGCAGUGUUACUACCUCUGCAGUUGUGCAUAUAGGAGUAGCCUACACAGGAAGAGGACGGGGCGAAGAACACCAUUGCUGUGCCCUCACUAUCCGUCUCAUUCUUUGGAACUUUGAUAAGUGUGUGCUGCAGUUAUCAGUGCAAGGGUCGUUUGUGUCCUUCCGUGCAAGGUGGCCUCGGCGUGGAUAUGCUCUGAAGUCAGGGUAGCUGUGAGAAGGGAGGCUACAUGUGUUCCCAGCUCUUAGAAAAAGGAGAGAAAUUAUUCCUUCCUAAGAGGAGCCCAGUCAUUGGCCAGACAACUACAGCCGUUACCACCCUUUUGUAAGCCAGUUUCAUUCAGACUUCCCUUUCGAGAAAGGAGAUUGAAAGUAUCAUAAUACUUAUGAGUGGCCAUUUUAAAUAGCAUCUAAUUAAAAAGAACAUUCUUAAAUACUUAGCUGGGCUUUUUGAGUUUUGUGCUCCAUCGAUUAAUGCACAUGUGUCUUCCGAAUCUUCCCCAUUGGUUGAACCUGUAGUGUCCCGGACUUGAGCCGGCAGCGCUGCAUAUCUGGAAAGUUGGGUUGUGUUUCUGAGCUGUGUGAUAAAGGUGCUUUUGUUCCUACAGCUGGCAACAGAAGCCACCAUUCAUUGGGAAGCUCAAGAGAGGAACUGUCAGCCUUGGUUUUCACAGUGGCCUUGCUUUCAUGGUUCAGGGAACUGGAAGGAUCACAUUCCGAACACCCAGUAGUGUCUAUCGCACUCAGACAUGACGGUGGGAAGCCACAGUUUUAGAAGUUCUUGCAAACUGCACUCUCCUUAGAAAUCUCUCCUGCUGUAGUAAUCCUGUCUGUAUUUAUCAGAUAUCACAGCCCUUUCUGUGCUCAGUAAACCUAAUUUAGUGAAAGGCUAGAGAACGUUUCCUCCUGAUAGAAAUUUGAGGUCAAUAAAUAUCAUGGUAUUUUUGCAAUUAAAGUACCCCUUAAUAUGUCAAUAUGCAGAAAGUAUUAUCUCAAAGUCUGUUACUGCUUGGGCACUUACUCUGAUAAAUCAUGUUGUGUUUGCACUGAGGUGAUUUCUGCUGUUUCCUGUUUGAAACUGCAUUGAAAUAAGUGAAAUGGCCUUUUAAAGGAUCCUGAAAGUGCAAUACUUGGCAUCUCAAGUGAAGUGUGGGGGAAGGGCCAUUAGCUGCUAACGCCAGGCGUACAGUGAGAGUUCAGUGUCUGUAUUGAUGGAGUCCCUUUCUAGAGUGUGACAGACUUGUUGGAACUGGAUGGAAGAAUGGUAGAGGUUAAGAUGUGACUCGCAUGGAAAAGAAGUAACUGAAAGGUUUGCAUGCACUGUGGAAACAGCCCCACAGUGUGAGGGGAAACUGAAGACUCAUCAGACCUUUCACGAGAUAAACACUGUCAGCACACUUUUAACUGCAGAGUUUGCUUUUAUCUAAUGAGUACCCAGCUUGGAGAUGCGUCUGUACCAAUAUGGUAUAUGUUAUGUCAAGCAUCGUGCGUGAGCUUAGUUGAUCAAUAGAAGAACUCAUUGUCUUGGUAAGAUAUUUCAAGACAUUUCCAUGAAUUGAAUUGAUUAUUUUCUGCUGAAAAAGUUUCAUGCUGUCAUACCUGUCUUACCUCUGUGUCCAGAACAAAAAAAUUUACAGAAGGGGGAGGGGCAAGCAAAGAACUUGUGGCCAAGCUUACAGGACAUUAGUCUUUUAGACAUAGCCCUAUCCUUCAGAUUCAUUUAGCUUGAAUCAUGGAUUCUGUCCAGUGCUAUUCAUACUGUUUAAGCCUGUUAGGUUACUAGGGUUGUUAGGUUUUCACUCCCUUUCAAUUAGUCCCUUUAUCUUAAUAAUUGCAUGACCAUAUUCAUGCUGAUUAUAAUACAGAUGGUAUUUCUAAAUGUAGCAGAAAGGAUUGGGAGCAACAUUUAGCUGAGCAGUACCAAACUUUGUUUUCUUUUUCCUCUUAUUAGAGUUUCUGGGGUUGUCAUUUGGUCUAGAAUAUCCACAUGCUUCUAAUUAUGAGAUUGUGACUGGAUCAGGUUGUCCUUAAUCAGAGUAGUGCUUGUUCUCCUGUAUUAUGAGUGACAACUUUUGUCCAAAGUGUAAAUAGAAUUUGCUUAAGUUAUAUUCAAGCUGUGGCAUACUUUUAUUACAAAUAAACCAUAUCUAAUUGCACAUUAAACAAGUAUACAAUUUUUGGUCACUGGAACCAAACAUUUUAAAAAUGAAAAAACAUGCUGAGGAUAAAAGACAAGAACAUUAAUGUUAUUGAUUCAUAUGGGUCUUCAAGAUCGCCUUUGUAUUAUACAAUCAACACGAAAAGAAAUCCAGCUGUUAUAGACAUUGACAGCCUACUUAAAUUUAUUCUGUUUCCUUUUAGUUUAAAUUAUUCCAUCUUAAAUGGGCUGUUUCAACUUUCGAACUAGCUUCAAGAUCCAGUAGCAUAUCCUUAGAGAUCAAAAUAUUUUUAGGUAGUAACCCUGUCUUCCUUAAGUCCUUUAAGCUUAGCCCUUUGGCAGAUGGUCAGAGAACAAGACACUGAAGGAAAGUUUUCAGAUGACACCCUCCCUGUUUGAAGGAUACUUUUCAGAUCGUACUCUCCCUGUUUGAUCCAAACACUUUCACUGUCUUUUCCCAGUUCCUUCCAUUUACUUUUCUUUCUGAUGUAUUCUUUAAUAAAGUAUGAGUAGCGUGGGGAAGCGUUGAAGAAUCAACCCCGUUCAGCUCCUUGUGGUGGGUAGAUAGAUGUUAGGGGAUACCCCGGGACACAGCUGCUAAAAGACAUUUUAUUUAGAGUUGCUUUGAAAAGGUUGCUCUGGAUAAAGAGAUGCACUGAGUCCAAAAUGUUACCAACUUACAGGCAUGUUCAAAGGUAAAGCCAUCUGAAAGUUCUCAGUGUUCCUAGGAAAAAUUUUCAGAAAUUAUUUUACCAGAUCUUUCAUUAGCAGGCAGACCAUCAGUCUUCCCUGUAACACUAAGAAAUUGCCAUUUUUUUUCCUUUCAAAUUUGCAUUACAGUGCAUUACUGUUUACAAGACACACAUACUGUGAACAGAUCUAAGUCUUUGUCUUUUGUAAGGUUUGUAGAAUGAAUGUUGUUUUAAAGAUGGUGUUAUGUUAAAUAUGUUUAGGUCUCUAUAAAUGCUAGCUCCUGUUUACUAACUUUUGUUUGGUCAGGUGUGUGUCCAUGUAGCUGAAAGAAGAUAGAAAUUGUAGUUUGUAUAACUUGUCCCUUUUUUUUUGUUUGUUUCUUGAAAAAUUACCAUUAUAGACCUGGUGGUGUUAAAUCAAAGGAUUAGUUAUGAUGUGCAAUACCUAAACUCAUGUUCAGUCCUAUAAAGAAUCUUUUCAAUGCUCACACACAGAAAGUAAAUGAGAUUGAUGUGUGUGUGUGAGUGUGUCUCUGUGAUUCACUCUAACUCAAAAGAUUCUGAGUUGAGUAUGGAGUAAAACAAUACAGAGAUUGACAGCAGAGGCAUUUCCAGCCUUGUGAAAUGUUAUGUCGCUAUUAAAAUAGGAAAUUUGAACCCUUUAGAGUAUAAUUUCAGAAUUUAACUUCCAUAUCUUUUGGGAAACAUGAUUAUCACAAGAACAUAGAUUAUGUAAAUAACCUAUUACUAAGACACUGCAAAUAUAAAACUAGUAUCGCUUGGCUGUUAAUUAUAUAAAGAUGUUACCUAUGUCUGUUUUUAAAACAUGCAUGUAUUUAACAAUUUUAUCAUAGUGUUGUCAUGGGAAAAAAUAAAUAUAUUUUCUUACAUCUUA
Messenger RNA from Apodemus sylvaticus (European woodmouse), 9926 nucleotides. RefSeq names its product LIF receptor subunit alpha (gene Lifr). The transcript has 21 exons. Gene Ontology annotation, cellular component: membrane; external side of plasma membrane; signaling receptor complex. The record is from RefSeq and is a predicted model, not a curated record. Gene Ontology annotation, biological process: positive regulation of cell population proliferation; cytokine-mediated signaling pathway. Lineage: Eukaryota; Metazoa; Chordata; Mammalia; Rodentia; Muridae. Gene Ontology annotation, molecular function: ciliary neurotrophic factor receptor binding; oncostatin-M receptor activity; leukemia inhibitory factor receptor activity. Bases 402 to 3680 code for a protein of 1092 amino acids.